GUGAACACAUCGUGUACAGUGAGGAGGGAGAUGGAAAUCUGUCUGACUUUUAUUCUUCUCUCAUCCACACUCACACUCACAGCAGCUGACAGUGUGAGGUUGGUGAAUGGUGGAAGUCACUGUGCUGGGAGAGUGGAGGUUCUUCAUGAUGGUCAGUGGGGAACAGUGUGUCAUUAUCACUGGGAUAUGAGAGAUGCUGCAGUGGUGUGUAAAGAGCUGAACUGUGGGGAGCCUGUAAAUGUGCGGUAUUCUGCUCAUUUUGGACCAGGAUCAGGACCAAUCUGGAUGGAUAAUGUGCAGUGUAGUGGAUCUGAGUCGACACUGAAGAACUGUAGUUCACAUGGGUGGGGGAAACAUUACUGUGACCAUUUGGGGGAUUCUGGAGUCACCUGCUCAGAUCAUGAAGCUGAGAAUAGUGAUGACACCAUUACAGCUGAUCGGAAGACAGUUAUACUGACAGACAGUGUGAGGUUGGUGAAUGGUGGAAGUCGCUGUGCUGGGAGAGUGGAGGUUCUUCAUGAUGGACAGUGGGGAACAGUGUGUAGUUCUGCCUGGGAUAUGAAAGAUGCCGCAGUGGUGUGUAGAGAGCUGCGCUGUGGGGAGGCUGUAGAGAUUAGUUAUUGGGCUGAGUUUGGACGAGGGUCAGGACCAAUCUGGAUAUAUGAUUUGUACUGUAGAGGAUCUGAGUUGACGCUGAACAAUUGUAGUUCAAAAGGGGGGCAUUACUGUGAUCACAGAGAAGAUGCUGGAGUCAUCUGUUCAGGUCAGAGUUUGAGACUCACUGCUGGUCCUCACCGGUGCUCUGGGAGAGUGGAGGUGUUUCAUGGAGGUUCCUGGUCCACAGUGUGUGAUGCUGACUUUGACCAGCAGGAUGCAGAGGUUGUGUGUCGAGAGCUGGACUGUGGGAUUCCUGUGGAGGUUCUGGGAUCAGCUGCUUUUGGACGAGGGGAGGGUCAGGUGUGGACAGAGGAGCUUCAGUGUAGAGGAACUGAAUCUGACAUUACCUUCUGUCCAACAUCAUCUUCACUCAAACACUCACACUGUUCCCAUGACAACGAUGUGGGAUUAAUAUGUCACACAGAGGCGCGGCUGGUGAACGGACCGGACUCCUGUUCUGGUCGAGUGGAGCUCCAGUACCUCGGUGAGUGGGGCACAGUUUGUGCUGUAGGCUGGGAUAUGAGAGCUGCAGAUGUUCUGUGUGCACAGCUGGAUUGUGGGAGUGCUGUGGCUGUGGUGGAGGUGGACUGGUUUGGGGAGGGGAGUGGCCACAUCUGGGCUGAUGUGUUUGAUUGUCAGGGGAAGGAGACACACCUAUCACGAUGUGGUGUCUCAUCAUGGAGUCGAGCUGCAUGCUCUCAUAAACACGACGCUGGAGUCAUCUGUAAUGGUGUCAGGUUGGUUGGUUCUGGGGGAGACUGUGCAGGAAGGCUGGAGGUUUUCCACAGCGGCUCGUGGGGGACAGUGUGUGAUGACUCGUGGGAUAUUGAGGAUGCCCAGGUGGUGUGCAGACAGCUGCAGUGUGGAGUGGCCCUCAGUACCCACAUACCAGCCUGGUUUGGUCCUGGAACUGGGUCCAUAUGGCUGAAUGAGGUGGAGUGUGAGGGGAACGAGACGUCCCUGUGGAACUGCAGAUUUCAGCUGUGUGAAGAGGGUGAAUGUGGACACCAUGAGGACGUAGGAGUCGUCUGCUCAGGUACAGUGCUGAGUGGAGGAAAGGGAAGCUGCUCUGGGAGGUUGGAGGUGUAUCAUAACUCUACGUGGGGCUCCGUUUGUGAUGAUCAGUGGAACAUCAGGAACGCUCAGGUGGUGUGCAGACAGCUGGGCUGUGGGUCGGCUGUAAAUGUACGGUAUGUUGCUCACUUUGGAAACGGAUCUGGACCAAUCUGGCUGGAUGAAGUGGACUGUAAUGGGUCAGAGUCGACACUGAAGGACUGUGGGUCAGCAGAGUGGGGGGAAACUGACUGUGAUCAUGAUGAAGAUGCUGGAGUCACCUGCUCUGACAGUGUGAGGUUGGUGAAUGGUGGAAGUCGCUGUGCUGGGAGAGUGGAGGUUCUUCAUGAUGGACAGUGGGGAACAGUGUGUAGUUCUGCCUGGGAUAUGAAAGAUGCUGCAGUGCUGUGUAGAGAGCUGCGCUGUGGGGAGGCUGUAGAGAUUAGAUAUCAGGCUGAUUUUGGACGAGGAUCAGGAGAAAUCUGGAUACGUGAUGUGUACUGUAGAGGAUCUGAGUUGACGCUGAACAAUUGUAGCUCACAAGGGAAGCAUGACUGUGAUCAUGGUGAUGAUGCUGGAGUCACCUGUUCAGGACAUAUAAAGCCGAGACUCACUGCUGGUCCUCACCGGUGCUCUGGGAGAGUGGAGGUGUUUCAUGGAGGUUCCUGGUCCACAGUGUGUGAUGCUGACUUUGACCAGCAGGAUGCAGAGGUUGUGUGUCGAGAGCUGGACUGUGGGAUUCCUGUGAAGGUUCUGGGAUCAGCUGCUUUUGGACGAGGGGAGGGUCAGGUGUGGACAGAGGAGCUUCAGUGUAGAGGAACUGAAUCUGACAUUACCUUCUGUCCAACAUCAUCUUCACUCAAACACUCACACUGUUCCCAUGACAACGAUGUGGGAUUAAUAUGUUCUGGUCACACAGAGGCGCGGCUGGUGAACGGACCGGACUCCUGUUCUGGUCGAGUGGAGCUCCAGUACCUCGGUGAGUGGGGCACAGUUUGUGCUGUAGGCUGGGAUAUGAGAGCUGCAGAUGUUCUGUGUGCACAGCUGGAUUGUGGGAGUGCUGUGGCUGUGGUGGAGGUGGACUGGUUUGGGGAGGGGAGUGGCCACAUCUGGGCUGAUGUGUUUGAUUGUCAGGGGAAGGAGACACACCUAUCACGAUGUGGUGUCUCAUCAUGGAGUCGAGCUGCAUGCUCUCAUAAACACGACGCUGGAGUCAUCUGUAAUGGAUCAUCCAUGGUGUUUCAUGAGGGGCGAGUGCGGUUGUCUGGAGGGAGAGAGUGUCAGGGGGAGGUGGAGAUUUAUUUCAGGCAGCACUGGAGGAGAGUUCUCCUGGACUCGUGGAGUCUGUCUGAGGCGUCUGUGCUCUGCAGACAGCUGGGCUGUGGCUCUGUGCUGAACUACCGCUCCUCUCCAUCCACCACUGAACACAAACACAUGUGUGUAACGGGUUUCAGCUGCUCUGGGAGUGAAGAUCAUCUGGGGAACUGCAGCAGGCCACAAGCUGAACCUGUCAACUGCAGCUCUGGGGAACAGCUCUACAUCACCUGCUCAGAGUUUAAAGAGAUCCGACUCUCAGAGGGCUGUGAGGGGAAUCUGGAAGUGUUCUACAAUGGAACCUGGGGUAAUGUGUGUUACAAUCAGAUGGAUGAUGAGACGGUAAACAUGGUGUGUCGAGAGCUGAACUGUGGAAGACGAGGCAGUCUGUCAAACACUGAAGCACGAGUAAAAUCUGCUCCUAAUUGGCUGGAUGAACUGAAAUGUAGGAAACACGACUCUAAUCUGUGGCAGUGUCCAUCUUCACCCUGGGGACAGAACAGAUGUGAUAAUCGUGAUGAAGUGGCUCGUAUUACCUGCACAGGUGGGUGGAUUCAGACUUUUCUGGUUCUGUACAUUGAGUGCUCUUCACUUCCCUCUCAGAAACACUGCUCAAAGCACUGGUCUCUCAGGCUGAGUGGAGGAAAGGGAAGCUGCUCUGGGAGGUUGGAGGUGUAUCAUAACUCUACGUGGGGCUCCGUUUGUGAUGAUCGGUGGAACAUCAGGAACGCUCAGGUGGUGUGCAGACAGCUGGGCUGUGGGUCGGCGCUGAGUGCUGAUAGGAAUGUUUGGUUGGGUUCUGGUGAAGGGACUAUCUGGAUGAACAGAGUGAAGUGUCGAGGGGAUGAGAUUCACCUGUGGGACUGUCAUCAUUCCCUGAAGAACCACACUGACUGCUCUCAUGCUGGAGUCACCUGUGCAGGUCAGAGGGGUGUGCUAACUUUUCAGCUUUCUGUCUCAGUGAUAAGACUUGAUAACUUUUAUUUAGAAUCUUAGAUGUUUGAUUGAAAGCUCAGACCCUAAACUGUAAAACACUGAUCAGCAUGUCAUAAACCUUA
Messenger RNA from Hemibagrus wyckioides, 4082 nucleotides. Its product is annotated as deleted in malignant brain tumors 1 protein-like. Bases 31 to 4020 code for a protein of 1329 amino acids. The transcript is spliced from 16 exons. The record is from RefSeq and is a predicted model, not a curated record. Gene Ontology annotation, cellular component: membrane. NCBI's taxonomy places the organism in Eukaryota, Metazoa, Chordata, Actinopteri, Siluriformes, Bagridae.